Messenger RNA from Symbiodinium necroappetens, 1071 nucleotides. NCBI's taxonomy places the organism in Eukaryota, Dinophyceae, Suessiales, Symbiodiniaceae. The record is from the annotation of a GenBank genome assembly.
AUGCGUGAGGGACAUGCAUUCUUCGGGCAGGACCUCCCGCGUGUGCGGGUGAUUCCGAUCAACCAGAAUGCUGAACACUUGAACAAAGACAGAUGCGGGUCUGUCGGUUGCUUCUUCCACUGCCUCUCUUUUUUGCAUCGCUUCUUCAGCGUGACGGGAGACUUCGUGAGCCUCGGUGCGGCAGAACUGCUGCCUUUCGUGACCGCCUCUUUGGAACUGGGCACAGACACGAUGACGCGUUGGCGCGCGACUGUGUAUGCUGCAGAGUUGGCAAACGGUCUUGCUCCCGACUCCUACGUGACUUUAGAACAUGUCCGAGACCGCACCUUGUCUGGUGAGCACUCUCGCGAUCCUGCCUUCGCCUGGGUCGCACAAGUGUUCCAGCAGUUGGACAUGUUCGUCGUUCUGCGUCUGGCUACAUGCACUUUGACUCUCACACGUACAGUCCCUGCUUCCUUGACAGCUGCGCAGCCUGCGCAUCGUCUCAGUUCACGUUCGCCGCCUGUCAAAGAGGAGCUAGAGGAGCCACCGGCAAAGCGUCGCAGGACUAUGAAACCUCUUCUUGAUGAAGAUACCGGUGUGCAGAGCAUGUACGACAGCAUCCUGGAAAGAGCUCAGGAAGCUAAGCGGAGCUUGCAUUCUAUCGAAGCUAUAGAACAGAUCUACACACUGGCGCACGAAUGUGCAAACGGGGACGCACGCAAAGUUAUCGGUCUGGUUGGUGCAUUGAGCUUUGAACUGCACGCAAGCCUAGCGGCCAGAGCGCUCCUGCUAACAGUCGCGCGUUGGACCUUCAUGGCUAGCAUGCUAGCAGGUCUGACUUCUCGGGACGUGCGUGAAAGUGUCACGCACAUCACCAAGAUGGCGUAUGCCAGGGUCGCUUCGAAGCUAGCAUUUGAGCAGAUUCUGGCCCUCGUUGCAGACGCACUUCCACACUGGAAGUCUGAGUUCCAGGUGGAGACCGCCGAGGCCAUGGACCCGGCCGCAGCCAUGAAGGCUGUCAACUUCCGAAAGACUUUGGGUGCCGUCGCACGGGCUAAGUCCAAGCCCUUGGCAAAGGCUUUGCAGGAG